AUGCCUGGCCACAUAGUAAAGAGUUCGGAGCCCGACCCCGACCCGUCAGAGUGGUUAUACGUGUCUGCCGAACAAAAACUGCUCGAUCAGAAUAAGCCCUACGACCCAAAGAAGUUUUGCUGGGUGCCUGAUGCAAAUGAGUGUUAUCUUCAGGGCGAGAUCCAGGAAGCAAAUGGCGACCUGAUGACAGUUACUCUUUCUACCGGGGAAGCAAAAUGUUUUAAAAAAGAUCUGGUGCAACAAGUUAAUCCCCCCAAGUAUGAGAAAUGUGAAGACAUGUCUGACUUGACAUAUCUGAACGAUCCUUCCGUCCUAUACAACCUGAAGACCCGCUACCAGGCCAAGCUCAUCUACACCUACUCUGGCCUCUUCUGCAUCGCCGUCAACCCCUACAAGCGUUACCCCAUCUACACCAACCGCGCCGUCAAGAUCUACCAGGGCAAAAGGCGUAAUGAAGUUCCUCCUCAUCUUUUCGCCAUUUGCAACGGUGCUUACACGAACAUGUUAGAAGCCGGAGGGAAUCAGUCCAUGCUCAUCACUGGUGAGUCCGGUGCUGGUAAAACAGAGAACACAAAAAAAGUCUUGUCUUAUUUUGCUAACGUCGGCGCCUCCACCAAGAAGAAGGAUGAAAGUAAACCGAAUCUGGAGGAUCAGAUUGUGCAAACCAACCCCGUCUUGGAGGCCUUCGGAAACGCCAAGACCGUCAGAAACGACAACUCUUCUCGCUUCGGCAAGUUCAUCCGCAUCCACUUCGGCCCCAACGGCAAGCUCUCGGGCGGCGACAUCGAGGUGUACCUGCUGGAGAAGGCUCGCGUCAUCUCGCAGCAGCCGCUCGAGCGAUCCUACCACAUCUUCUACCAGCUCAUGUCUGAUCAGAUCCCAGAGAUCAAGCCUAUGUGUCACCUGAGUAACAAUAUCUACGACUACCAUUUCGUGUCUCAAGGAAAAGUGACCGUACCAACCAUUGAUGACAAAGAAGAGAUGCAGUUCACACAUGAAGCGUUUGAAAUCCUAAACUUUUCGAACGAGGAGAGGAACGACUGCUACAAAGCCACUUCCGCCGUCAUGCACUUCGGAGAACUGAAGUUCAAGCAAAGGGGUCGCGACGAGCAAGCCGAGCCCGAAGAAACUCUGGCCGGUGAGAACGUAAGUGCACUGCUGGGAGUCGAUGCUCCGGAUUUAUACAAAAACCUUACGAAGCCAAAGAUCAAGGUCGGAGCGGAAUUCGUCACUCAGGGAAGGAACUUGGAGCAAGUGAAUUUUGCCGUGGGUGCUCUGUCCAAGGCGAUAUUUGAGCGCGUCUUCAAGUGGAUCGUGAGGAAAUGCAACCAGACCCUCGAAACCGGCCAGAAACGAGUUAAAUUCAUCGGCGUCCUGGAUAUAGCUGGUUUCGAAAUCUUUGACUUCAACGGCUUCGAGCAGAUCUGCAUCAACUUCUGUAACGAGAAGUUGCAGCAGUUCUUCAACCACCACAUGUUCGUGCUUGAGCAAGAAGAGUACAAGAGGGAAGGCAUCAACUGGGUCUUUGUCGACUUCGGUAUGGAUCUGCAGGCUUGCAUUGAGCUCUUCGAGAAGAAACUAGGCGUUUUGUCCGUCCUCGAGGAAGAGUCGAUGUUCCCAAAGGCGACAGACAAGUCAUUUGAAGAGAAACUGAACGCCAACUGUCUCGGCAAGUCGCCCUGCUUCCUCAAGGCCAAACCUCCCAAGCCAGGCCAGGCUGAGGGUCACUUCGCCAUCGUUCACUACGCCGGCACUGUGACUUACAACCUGAGUGGCUGGCUGGAGAAGAACAAGGACCCCCUCAACGAAACCGUCGUGGACCAGCUCAAGAAGGCCAGCAAUAAACUUAUUGUGGAGCUCUUCGAUGACCAUCCUGGCCAGUCAGGAUCUACGGAAGGCAAAGGCGGCAAAGGGAAAUCACCUGCUGGAUUCAAAACGGUCUCUCUGGGAUAUAAGGAGCAGCUGAACAACCUGAUGAGGACGCUGAACGCCACUCACCCGCAUUUUAUCCGCUGCAUCGUGCCCAACGAAACCAAAUCACCAGGUGUUGUUGAUUCUGGCCUUAUCAUGCACCAACUGACCUGCAACGGCGUGCUCGAAGGCAUCCGUAUCUGCCGCAAGGGCUUCCCCAACAGGAUGCCUUACUAUGACUUCAAACGUCGAUACGCUAUUUUAGCUUCUAAAGCCAUGGCUGAGUGCACGGAUAACAAGAUGGCUGCAGCUGUAUGUCUUUCAGCCGUUGAACUCCCUGAAGAGAGCUAUCGACUUGGUAACACUAAGGUGUUCUUCCGUGCUGGAAUGCUUGGCCAGCUCGAAGAAAUUCGUGAUGACCGACUGGGUAAAGUAUUGGCGUGGCUUCAGGCUUGGAUUCGAGGCUUCAUAAGUCGAAAGGUCUAUCAGCAGCUCCAGGAACAACGCAAAGCCCUCAUCGUCGUGCAGCGUAACCUGAGGAAGUACAUGAAGCUUCGUAACUGGGCUUGGUACCGUAUGUGGCAGAUGGUGAAGCCGCUCCUCAACGUCACGCGUAUCGAGGACGAGAUGCAUGCUCUCGAGGAGAAGGCGGCCAAGGCAGAGGAGGACUAUGAACGGGAAGCGAAACUUCGAAAGGAACUCGAAGCAACAAACGUAGCUCUUAUGGAGGAAAGGAACAAUCUGCUUGUGGCUUUAGAAUCUACCCAAGGCAAUGCAUCGGAGUACCUCGACAGGGAAAAUAAACUUCAGCGGCAGAAGACUGAACUGGAGGGUCAACUUAAUGAAACGAUGGAGCGUCUAAAAGAAGAAGAGGAAGCACGAAGUAAACUGAUGGACCUCAAGAAGAAAGCUGAACAAGACAUCGGCAACCUCAAGAAGGAUCUCGAAGACUUCGAAUUAUCGCUGCAAAAAGCUGAACAGGAAAAGGCUUCCAAAGAUCACCAAAUCCGCAGCCUUAAUGAAGAAAUGGCCCACCAAGACGAACUGAUAGUCAAAGUUAACAAAGAAAAGAAACAGCUUCAAGAGUGUAACAGGAAAGUUUCUGAGGACGUUCAGACUGUGGAAGACAAAUGCACGCAUCUCAACAAGGUCAAGGCUAAACUGGAACAGUCUCUUGAUGAACUUGAAGAUUCAGUUGAACGUGAGAGGAAACUGCGCGGUGAACUUGAGAAAACAAAGAGAAAAGUUGAAGGCGACCUCAAGCUUACCCAAGAAGCUGUGGCGGACCUGGAGCGCAACCAUAAGGACCUUGAUCUGGCUAUUCAGCGAAAAGACAAGGAAAUUGCUGCCCUUGCCACCAAAGUCGAGGAUGAACAGAACUUAGUCUCCAAGCUGAAUCGACAAAUUAAGGAGCUCCAAGUCCGCAUUGAAGAACUGGAGCAAGAGGUGGACGAGGAGCGGCAAGGAAGAUCAAAGGCUGAGAAGUCGAAAACGGCGCUCGUGCGAGAACUUGAGGAAAUCAGCCAGCGUCUGGACGAAGCUGGCGGCGCAACUGCCAUGCAAAUUGAACUGAACAAGAAGCGUGAAACAGAACUCGUCAAGAUUCGCCGCGAUUUUGAAGAAGCGAACAUUCAGCACGAGGCCGCCAUAGCCAGCCUUCGGAAGAGACACAGCGAUGCGGUCGGCGAACUAACGGAACAAGUCGAAAAUCUCAACAGGCUGAAGGCGAGGAAUGAAAAGGAAAAGGCUACUCUAAAGCGAGAAAACGAAGAUACUCGACUGGCUAUGGACGAACUUCUUCGGGACAAGGUGAGCGCCGAGAAGAUGAGCAAACAGCUGAUGCAGAUGAACAGCGAGCUGCAGGCCAGGCUGGACGAGGCCAACCGGACCCUCAACGAUCUGGAUCUCUCGAAGAAGAAGCUCGCCGUUGAGAAUUCCGAUCUCAUUCGCCAGCUGGAUGAGUCCGACAACCAGAACGCUCAGCUCUCGAAGAUGAAGUUGUCACUCUCGAAUCAGCUUCAGGACACGCAGAAACUGGCGGAGGAGGAGUCUCGGGAACGCACGACGCUGCUAGGCAAAUUCCGCAACCUCGAGCACGACGUCGACGGCCUUCGGGAACAGCUGCAGGAGGAGAGCGACGCCAAGGCUGACCUCCUGCGCCUGCUGUCCAAGGCCAACGGGGACGUCCUUAUGUGGCGCUCCAAGUAUGAGUCGGAGGGCGUAGUCCGCGUGGAGGAGCUCGAGGCUUCGCGCUCCAAGCUCGCAGCGCGACUAGAGGAAGCGGAGAACCAGAUCGAACAGCUCAACAUUAGAAAUGUCAAUCUUGAAAAACUGAGAGAAAGGGCCUCCGCGGAUGUCGAAAGCAUGCAGAUCGCCCUCGAACGCGCGCAGACAUUGGCGAGCACUGCCGAAAAGCGACAGAAGAACUUUGACAAAAUUAUAAGCGAAUGGAAGACGAAGGUUGAUGAUCUUGGAGCCGAGCUCGAUUCUUCCCAGAAGGAAUGCCGCAACUACUCCACAGAGCUAUUCCGCGUGAAGGCCGCCUAUGAAGAGAACCUCGACCAAAAUGACACCAUUCGCCGCGAGAACAAGAACCUCUCCGACGAAAUCAAGGACUUGAUGGAUCAAAUCGGCGAGGGCGGACGUUCUCUUCACGAAGUUCAGAAAACGGCAAAGAGAUUUGAAAUUGAAAAAGAAGAACUACAGUCUGCACUUGAAGAAGCCGAAGCUGCCCUUGAGCAGGAAGAAAAUAAGGUUCUUCGGAGCCAGCUGGAAUUGAGCCAAUUCAGACAAGAGAUCGAGAGACGCAUCCAAGAGAAGGAGGAAGAAUUCGAUAACACACGGAAAUGUCAUCAGCGAGCACUGGACUCUUUGCAAGCAUCCCUUGAGGCUGAGGCGAAGGGCAAGGCGGAAGCUGUUCGCAUAAGGAAGAAACUUGAAUCCGACAUCAACGAGACGGAACUUGCAUUGGAACACUCAAAUAAGGCGAUCUCUGACCUGCAAAAGCACGUCAAGAAAAUGCAGACCGAGUUGAGAGAACUGUCCCUGGCGAUCGAGGAGGAGCAGCGUCAGUCGUCCGAAUAUCGCGAACAGUACAGCAUCGCCGAGCGCCGCGCUAACGCCCUCGUGGGUGAGCUCGAGGAGACACGCACCCUCCUCGAGCAGUCUGACCGCAGUCGCCGCCAGGCCGAGGCUGACCUUUCGGACGCACAGGAACGCAUCGGGGAACUGUCAACGCAAAAUGGCAACCUCUUUCUGUUCAAGAGGAAACUGGAAAGCGAGUUGCAGACUGUUCAGGCUGACCUCGACGAGAUGAUGAGCGAAACGAAGCACUGCGAGGAGAAGGCCAAGAAGGCCAUGAUCGACGCCGCCCGCCUCGCCGACGAACUUCGCUCCGAGCAAGAGCACGCUCAGGUCCAGGAGAAGAUGCGCAAGGUCGCAGAAGUCGCCGUAAAGGAACUGCAAGUUCGCCUCGAAGAAACAGAAAACUUCGCUCACAAGACUAGCAAGCAGACGAUUGAGAAGCUGGAGAGCCGCGUGAGAGAGCUGGAGGCUCAGCUGGAAAGGGAGUCUACUCAGCACGUCGAGGCGCAGAAGACACUAAGAAAGUGCGAGCGACGCAUCAAGGAGCUCGGCUUCCAGUCCGACGAGGACAAAACGAAUCACGAAAGGAUGCAGGAUCUCGUUGACAAACUCCAGCAAAAGGUGAAGACGUACAAGCGACAGAUCGAGGAGGCAGAAGAGAUCGCUGCUCUGAACCUCGCAAAGUUCAGGAAAGCUCAGCAGGAGCUGGAGGAGAGGGAGGAUCGUGUUGACACCGUUGCCAUGCAAAGGGAUUACACAAGCAUGCAUAGAGACGUUCACAACAUGCACAGAGAGGUUUCCAUCUCCCGUCUAAUGGAGAAUCUUGGCCCUCAUGUUCCUCCUCAAUAAAGACCACAUAUGUGAUGCAUAAGGACAAUCGUAUGUUGUCCCAUUAACCAUAUUUUCUUAUAUAGGUCUCGGGCAUCAAAGUAAGUCUCGUGCAUAAGAUGUACAAAAUCCAAUGAUUAUUAAAUAACUAAAUCGGCAAUAAGGAGACAUAAUGUCGGUAAUGUUGAUACCGAAAAGAGAAGUAGCAAUUAAAAUAGUUAAUUAUAGGAUGCUUUGUUUCUUGAAUACUAAAUAAACCUUAUUUGGGAA
Messenger RNA from Penaeus chinensis, 6093 nucleotides. Its product is annotated as myosin heavy chain, muscle-like. The coding region runs from base 1 to 5844 and encodes 1947 amino acids. Gene Ontology annotation, cellular component: myosin complex. Lineage: Eukaryota; Metazoa; Arthropoda; Malacostraca; Decapoda; Penaeidae. The record is from RefSeq and is a predicted model, not a curated record. The transcript is spliced from 21 exons. Gene Ontology annotation, molecular function: cytoskeletal motor activity; ATP binding; actin filament binding.